AUGAACAUCAUCGAUUCGUGUUGGAGAUCCAACCCAAACUGGGCCCACAAUCGCCACGCCUUGGCAGAUUGCGCUAUUGGCUUUGGGAGUGGAGCAGUUGGUGGGAAAAACGGCAAGAUAUAUGUUGUCACGGACCCUUCUGACGACCCUAUAAACCCCAAACCAGGGACGAUACGUUAUGGGGCAAUCCAAACCGAGGCACUUUGGAUCGUUUUCGAGAAGGACAUGGUGAUCACGCUAGAGAAUGAGCUGAUGGUGAAUAGCUACAAGACCAUAGAUGGGAGAGGUGCUAAGGUUGAGAUUGCAAAUGGCCCGUGCGUGACAAUUGAGGAUGUUACGAAUGUUAUUAUUCAUGGGAUUAGCAUUCAUGAUUGUAUGCCCGGGAAACGUGGGAUGGUCCGAAGAAGUCCCGACCACGUUGGAGAACGAAUUGGGUCGGAUGGCGAUGCGAUUAGUGUUCUUGCAUCCUCCCAUGUUUGGGUUGACCAUUGCUUUCUUGCUCGUUGCGCCGAUGGCCUCGUUGAUGUCAUUCACGCCUCCACUGCAGUUACCAUCUCCAACAAUUAUUUCACUCAACACGACAAAGUUAUGUUGCUUGGACACAGAGACAGCUACACGGCAGACCGAGUUAUGAAAGUCACUGUGGUGUUUAACCAUUUCGGCCGAGAUCUUGUUCAGAGAAUGCCUAGGGUUCGACACGGUUAUGCUCACGUAGCCAACAACUACUACGACCAAUGGCUACAGUACGCCAUUGGAGGGAGCGCAGGUCCGACGAUUCUAAGUGAGGGCAACUAUUUCGUAGCUUCAGAUGAUGUUGCACCCCAAAACAAAGAGGUGACGAAGAGGGAGAUUAAUAAUGGGGGUUGGAAGGCAUGGAAAUGGAGGUCUACUAAGGAUGUUUUCUUGAAUGGGGCUUAUUUUGUCCCAUCUGGAUAUGGGAUUUGUUCUCCCUCGUACGCCACAUCGCAGCUGUUUGUUGCUGCUCAGGGGUCUUUGGUUCCUUCCUUGACCUAUCAUGCUGGCCCCUUGCAAUGUGUUGUUGGUGAAAAAUGUUGA
Ipomoea triloba (trilobed morning glory) is the source of this 1056-nucleotide messenger RNA. RefSeq names its product putative pectate lyase 2. NCBI's taxonomy places the organism in Eukaryota, Viridiplantae, Streptophyta, Magnoliopsida, Solanales, Convolvulaceae. The transcript has 3 exons. Gene Ontology annotation, molecular function: pectate lyase activity. The record is from RefSeq and is a predicted model, not a curated record. Bases 1 to 1056 code for a protein of 351 amino acids.